UUGUGCAUCUUAGAACCUGAGGACUCCAGUCCCAGUAGUGACUGUACUGUGUUUGUGCAUUUAUUCCUCAGCUCCCCCUAUGGCGGCUGCCGCAAGAUGUCUACUGUCCACCGCCUCCAGGACCUUGAGCCUGGACGGGAUGUUCAUCCCCCUAACCACCCCCUUCUCUGUGACGUCAAGGGACAUUGACUACGAGAAACUCAAUUUCAACCUGUACAAGUAUAAGGAUGUCCCUUUUGCAGGUUACGUGGUGGCAGGCUCAAAUGGAGAGGCUCCUUACCUCCGGCCUGAAGAGAGAGUUGAGAUUGUGAAGCGAGUGAGACAAACCGUGGACCGGACAAGGUCUGUCAUCGGAGGAGCUACUCAUGAAUCCACAAAAGGAGCUUGCGAACUGAGCAGAGCAAUGGCCAACGUAGGAGCUGAUGGGGUCCUUGUAAUGCCUCCCUUUUACUUUAAGAAGAGAAUGACUAACGAGGCCAUCUUGAACCACUACAUGAAACUGGCCGAUGAGUCACCCAUCCCAAUAGUGAUCUACAACAUGCCGUUUGUUACUGGGAUAGACAUUCCAAUCAGUGUGUUGGCAAAACUGGCGCAUCAUCCUAACAUCCGAGGCGUGAAGGAUGGAGACGUACGUAAACUGGCUGGUAUCGUCAUGGCAACAAAAGGCAUCGGUUUAGAGUUUGAUGUUCUAGCAGGAUCAGUUGGCUACCUACUUCCCGCUAUCCAAGUUGGUUGUUCUGGUGGAAUCAACGGCCUCGCCGGAGCGCUGGGUAAACAAUGCUGUGACCUUUACACCCUCAGCAGAGAACGCAAAUGGGAGGAAGCUCUCAAACUACACCUUCAACUAACAAGGAUUGACACAUUGCUCAUGUCAGAUCUAGGAGUCCCGGGACUGAAGGCAGCCAUGGACAUACUGGGACUGUACGGAGGACCUUGCAGGGAACCUAUGCUGCCUUCCUCAGCGGAGGAUAUUGAACGAAUCAAGUCUACACUUCAACAGGACAACCUCAUAUAAGCAUCAGGCAUGAACUGCUGCUCAAAUGGAUUAAUAUCACUCAGUGUGUUCAAUCAAAUUGUUAAUUUCAAAACAUUAUCAUUAUAUUUAUUAUUUUAAAUCAAUGUUUGCCUAUAUCAUACAAAAUGUAUUAUAGUUAAAAAUAACUAGGCCUAAGCCCUGUUGCUUAGUGGGAUGAUACAGAUUGUAUCAUAUUUUUGGACCAAUAUUUUUUAAAGACUGACUAUAAGUGUUUAAAUUUUAUACAUUUAUCCAAAGAAAUAAAUUUUAUAUUUA
Macrosteles quadrilineatus (aster leafhopper) is the source of this 1291-nucleotide messenger RNA. RefSeq names its product 4-hydroxy-2-oxoglutarate aldolase, mitochondrial-like. Lineage: Eukaryota; Metazoa; Arthropoda; Insecta; Hemiptera; Cicadellidae. The coding region runs from base 80 to 1015 and encodes 311 amino acids. The transcript is spliced from 7 exons. Gene Ontology annotation, biological process: N-acetylneuraminate catabolic process. Gene Ontology annotation, molecular function: N-acetylneuraminate lyase activity; 4-hydroxy-tetrahydrodipicolinate synthase activity. The record is from RefSeq and is a predicted model, not a curated record.